Molecule: messenger RNA, 1197 nt
Organism: Psylliodes chrysocephalus
Lineage: Eukaryota; Metazoa; Arthropoda; Insecta; Coleoptera; Chrysomelidae
Source: the annotation of a GenBank genome assembly
AUGCCACCAAAAAAGGUUCAAGAACCGGAACGGCGGCCUCUUAUCGGUAGAGUUGGUACAAAUUUAAAGGUUGGCAUCGUCGGUGUACCAAAUGUAGGAAAAUCCACCUUCUUCAACGUGCUGACCAAGAGUUCGGCGGCCGCAGAAAAUUUUCCGUUUUGCACCAUCGACCCAAAUGAAAAUAAGGUACCAGUUCCUGAUGAGAGGUUCGAUUAUCUAUGCGAAUACUUCAAACCACUCAGUAAAGUUCCAGCAUUUCUGAACGUCGUUGAUAUCGCUGGUUUGGUGAAAGGAGCUUCAGAAGGUCAAGGAUUGGGCAAUGCUUUUCUUUCUCACAUCAGUGCUUGUGACGCCAUAUUUCAUCUGUGUAGAGCAUUUGAAGAUGACGAUGUUACACAUGUAGAAGGAGAGGUAAAUCCUGUUCGAGAUUUGGACAUCAUUGGUGAAGAACUUCGGCUAAAAGAUGAGGAAACGCUGCUGAAAAAUUUGGACAAACUAGAAAAGUCAGUCGGCAGAGGUCUCGACAAAAAAGUGAAACCAGAAUUAGACUCGAUGAUGAAGAUUAAGCAAGUUUUGAUGGAGGAGAAGAAACAUAUUCGAUUUGCUGAUUGGGAUGCGAAAGAUAUUGAAGUUCUCAACAAAUAUUUAUUUUUGACAUCCAAACCAGCCAUGUACCUAGUCAACCUUUCCGAAAAAGACUAUAUCAAGAAGAAGAACAAAUGGUUAAUUAAAAUCAAGGAGUGGGUUGACAAAAACGAUCCCGGUUCUAUCAUCAUACCCUUUUCUGGCGCUUUUGAACACAAAUUGUUGGAGGAAUUUGAAGACCCAGUGCUUAGAAAGAAGUAUUUCGAAGACAACAGUACUGGCAGCGCUCUAGACAAAAUCAUUGUUCAAGGAUACAAGACAUUACAGUUGGAGUACUUUUUUACAGCAGGACCGGAUGAAGUUAAGGCUUGGACUAUUCUGAAAGGAACAAAAGCACCUCAAGCUGCAGGCCGCAUCCAUACCGACUUCGAGAAAGGUUUCAUAAUGGCUGAAGUCAUGAAGUUCCAAGAUUUCAAAGAAGAGGGCAGUGAGUCUGCGUGCAAAGCCGCUGGUAAAUACAGACAACAAGGCAGAAAUUACGUGGUAGAAGAUGGUGACAUAAUUUUCUUCAAAUUCAACGCCGGUGCAGGAUUACAGGCUAAGAAAAAAUGA